This is a messenger RNA of Thamnophis sirtalis, 1274 nucleotides long. It is a transcript of the gene MCUB, whose product is annotated as mitochondrial calcium uniporter dominant negative subunit beta. The record is from RefSeq and is a predicted model, not a curated record. Gene Ontology annotation, cellular component: uniplex complex. Gene Ontology annotation, molecular function: calcium channel inhibitor activity. Lineage: Eukaryota; Metazoa; Chordata; Lepidosauria; Squamata; Natricidae. Gene Ontology annotation, biological process: mitochondrial calcium ion homeostasis; calcium import into the mitochondrion.
GUCUUUGGCGGCGGCGUUGGCGUUCUGGGAGAGCCGAGCUCGCUCCGGCAGAUUCUCGCGCUCGAGCUCAGAUCGCCUUCUCCGCGGGUGCGCGCUCGCGCCCCGAUGCCUCUUCCCUCCUUAGCAGCCUAGCUAGACCUAAGGGAGAAAAGAGACGCCGGGGAGAAAGGCGAGAGAUGCUCUCUGCGGCGGCUCACCGGUUGCUCCGAAGCUGCCGAGGGAGAUGGCGAGCGCCGCCUCGGAUUCCGAUGCUUCCGGGGCCUCCUUUUGCCGAGGGAGGACGAAGUCCGGGCGGCUGCCUUCUCCUCCCAAGGGUCCGGUUGCAGAUGCUGUGGGUGAGACGAACUGGAAAUUUGAGGCACCACAGAAGAGCCCUCUAUAGCACUCUAGUGCCAUCUGAUGAAGUAAGUGUUCAUUAUAAAUAUGGUCUGCCUGUGAUAACCCUUACAUUGCCAUCAAGAAAAGAACGUUGCCAGUUUACUAUCAAACCAAUGCUAACAACUGUGGGCACCUUCUUAAAGGACAUAAAGAGAGAAGAUAAUGCAAUUGAAAAGGUAGAAGUCUUCACAACAGAUGGCAGCAGGAUUUCAAAUGCGGUGUCAAUGGAUAUUCUGCUAAUGAAUGAUUUUAAACUCAUUGUCAACAAUGCAGAAUAUAGUGUACAUCCACCACUGAAAGAUAAAAUGAGCAAAGAGCAUGCCACAGAGCUAGAUGACAUCAAGUCAACAGUCCAUAAGUUAUUUGUAGCCCUUCACUUAGAAGAGCACCAGACAAGAAAAGAGAAAGAGCUAAUGCAAAAAAUGGAACUUCUGAAGGAAAAACUGCUCCCUUUAGAAGAGAUGAAGGCUAGAAUUGCAGCAGAUAUUGAUGGAAAGACUUCUCGCCUUCUUUGGAUUGGUUUGGCCUUAAUGUCUACUCAGGGGGGAGCCCUGGCUUGGCUCACCUGGUGGGUCUACUCAUGGGACAUUAUGGAACCUGUUACUUACUUUAUCACUUACGGAAGUGCCAUGGCAUUCUAUGCGUACUUUGUACUUACUAAGCAGGAUUAUAUUUACCCAGAUGCUCGAGACAGGCAAUUCCUUCACUAUUUUCACCGGAAAGCUAAAAGCCAGAACUUCAAUAUGAUUCUGUAUAACAAGUUAAAAGAGGACCUGGAAGAGGUGGAAGAAUCCUUGAAACGACUGAGGAACCCCUUACAAUUACAGCUUCCAGUGCAAGAAAUUAAUGACAAACAUUAAUUUUAAGUUUCAGCCUGUUGAGUUCCCUCAAAAAAA